This is a messenger RNA of Colletotrichum acutatum, 3095 nucleotides long. Its product is annotated as heterokaryon incompatibility protein-domain-containing protein. The coding region runs from base 110 to 2911 and encodes 933 amino acids. NCBI's taxonomy places the organism in Eukaryota, Fungi, Ascomycota, Sordariomycetes, Glomerellales, Glomerellaceae. The transcript has a single exon. The record is from RefSeq and is a predicted model, not a curated record.
ACCUUACUUGCUCUUGCUCGGCCUUCGGGGGACGCUCGCAUCUUUUGCUAUCUUUUUACAUUCUAGCAUCACCACGCGGUAUGGUCAGUACUUGGAACGAGAGCAAGCGAUGACCAUAUUCAAUUGGCACGAGACAUGCCGGAAACCUGAUGUCGAAUUCGGUGCAGGCCUGGGUGUGCCGACAUGUAGCAGCUGUGGAUGCAUUGCUACAUUGGAAGGCAUUGCGGAGGCUCAACACCACGAUGCGCCAUUAGUACCGGCUCCGACGACAAGAUUUGAGCUAAGGUGGCCACUUUCAUUACCUUUUGUGGAUGAUCCAUCAGUCUCUGAUUUGCCGGAAAAAACGACAGCGGAACCGAAAACAUCCUCGUCGGAAGAUGUGCGCGGAAAUGUCACGUCACAUGUUGGCCAGCCCACCACAAGCAACCAAGAGCCUGCGGCAGACUCUUCUACUCAGGUUGAGGCGCCAUAUGAGCCUUUAUUCGCACGAAAAAUCCGGCUUCUGAAGUUGCUAAAAGGCAAUUACAAUGACCCAGUCAGAGUCGAGCUUCAAGUCGCAGAUUUGACCAUUAAACCGGAGUACGAAGCUCUAUCAUAUACAUGGGCAGACGAAAACAAGGACUCUUCAAGGUGCGAGAAGGUUUAUAUUGGGGAGCGAUGGGAUAUCCUGCUGGUCACCAAGAACUGCUUCAAUGCUCUUCGCCGUUUACGAUACUCUUACCGCAGCAGAAGACUUUGGGUCGACGCCGUUUGCAUAAACCAAAACGAUGUGGGCGAAAGGUCCCAUCAAGUGGGAAUGAUGCAAAGCAUUUACGCGACUGCCGUAAGGGUCCUGAUAUACCUUGGAGAAAACCCAGAAGACGAGGAUGCUACGACUUCAGCUCCAUGGAACUUCGAUGUGUGGAACUCAAGAUCAUUGCCUAAAGACAAAGAUCUUACGCAAGAGCCAUAUUUCAAGAGAGUUUGGAUUAUUCAAGAAAUCGCUGCAGCGAAAAACCCAUGGGUUCUUUUUGGGACGAAAGGAGACCGAUGGUUUGAUUUUCCCCGUCAAAUGGAAGAGAUCAAGAAACGAGUUGGUAGAUUAAACCAGCUCCACCAACAGCAACAUUGGUUUCACGUGCUUCCUCAAGGGAAGCUCAUGGACCUGCAAGAGCUUCCAAAGCUCUUACAAGCUACACUUCAAUGUCAGGCAACGGACCCACGAGACAAGGUCUACGCUUUGCUAGGUCUCUUUCAAGGAGCAAAACAAGCGCAAUUGAUAGCGGACUACUCGCUCAGCCUGGAACAAGUAUUUAGCGGCUUGACUGGUUUCAUGCUCUGUCAAAGUCCAGCUUUCAUGCUGCCAAUCUUUGCAGCACUGCGACCAUCAACCUCGUCUCUGCCUACCUCGUGGGCUAUUGACUGGUCGUCCGCCAUCGCCUUGAAUAGUAUGGGACCGUACCUACCUCAAGCAGCCUCGCAAACCUAUCUUCCUAGCGAACUUGGUUAUAGUCCUCGCUUCCAUCGCAAUGGUACUUUGAUACUUCGAGGGCGGCUCUCAUCUUAUCUUUCAGACUGUCUUUUUGACCCCGAGUCUCAAAAGCGCCCUCAAGGAGUCUUAAAAGGUGACAUUUACCGCAUGAUAGAGACCUACCACGCAGACUCCAUACCUUACCGGGCCGAGUCGACCGACGAAAUGCUACAAAUCAGAGGACUGCAGGGCCAUGCUUUGGUGCUUCGACCCGUCGCCACGCUCCCCAAGACAUAUCGUUUUGUGGCUAUUGCAAAAAGGCUUAAAGCUGGAUGUCUAGCUGAGUUGAUCAACUAUUUUGAUUGCAAGGUGAUACUUCUCUUCUCAACCUGGCAGUACGUGCUCAAAGCAGCGAGCGAUGGAGAACCCUGGUUUCAAACAUUUACAUGGGACACAAUCAAAGACAUAUGCUGUGAAUUGAAGCGUGCGGGAAAGCGGAAAGCUGAUGAAGAGUACCCAUCGGAUCUGGCUCUUGGGGGUCGCCUGCGAGACCGGGUCAGAAGCUACAAUGAGACUUGGAAGAUUUUGAGUAAAUCGAACCUGAGCACCACAUCGGACCAGAUACCAACCAGAUGGUCAACACUCGGUGAGCUGAGAAGAGCGAACCGCGCUUUUGAAGAAUCAGUGGAUAUUGCGCAGAAGUUACAAGAGGAGUCAAGAGUCCUGUCAAUUUUUGGUUGGGAGUACGGAGCUGUCCCGAACAGAAAUAAGUCAGGUCGCCGCGAAAUCCCUUGGAAACCGAGCUAUCUCACGGAUGGUCUCAUUCCAACCUUCCUUGAGGAAUUGUCAUAUAUCUGCCGAUAUGAGUACAGGCAAGAAGUCUUGGACAUUCCUUCACAAGAGACUUUUGUCAAAACGCUUCUGAGUCAAGGGCUGGAUCAAAAGAUUAUUACAUGCGCAGCAAUGGAACCGAAUUUUGAAAACGUAUCUCGACUCCAGCAGAGGUUCCAACGAAGCCCUGUACCGUGGGCGUACGAUUUUUUGAAUCUAGAAGUCGAGGAUUCUCCUUGGAAGAGUCAGUCAUGGGGGGUCUUCGCGAAGUCCUAUCACUAUACGUGGGCGGCCAAGUUCAUUACAUCAUGGACCGUCCUGGCAAAUGAGAAGACUCUCAGCUCUAACCCUCCGCCCUCUAACAUUGCUGAAGAAGGACAUGGUAGUUCGAACGGAAUUUGGUCCAUAGGGAAUUUCAUGUGGGCAAUAUUGGACAGCCUUUUUACAACCACUGAGGUAAAGCCGGCACCCUUGGAUCUUGUGAAUGAAUUAAAAUGGGAGCCGCUGCUUGAUCUUGUGAGAGAGACAGAGGCGCGGCUUCUUCCUCUGGAGGAAGCAUUCACCCGUACUGAUGAUACGUACGACGAAGAUAUGAAGGGUGUCCCUUUGGAGGAUAUCCGUAUCAUUUGAUUGGACGCAGACUCCCACUUGGAUAGCUUAUUUGCGUAGGUCAAUCUACGUACGACGGAUGGGAUACAGAGAACAUCUUCUUGAGACAAAUUCUUACGGCUAAGACCGCACUCACUAGUUACACACGAAAGUGUAGGUCUUCGGUAGUUGAGUGGUUGUACGGAUCGGGCUUGGUUGUUCUUCG